UGUUCCUGAGCAGCCGCAUUUUAGAGGUGAUUUCUCUUCGUCUAGGGUUUCACCAAGCCGUCGUCUUUCGUCGCAUUUCCUCAACGCAACAAUGGUUCUCCAAAACGACAUCGAUCUGCUCAACCCUCCAGCUGAGCUCGAGAAGAGAAAGCACAAGCUCAAGCGUCUCGUGCAAUCUCCUAACUCUUUCUUCAUGGACGUUAAGUGCCAGGGAUGCUUUAACAUAACGACGGUGUUCAGCCACUCUCAAACAGUUGUAGUGUGUGGUAACUGUCAGACGGUUCUGUGCCAGCCCACUGGUGGUAAAGCCAGGCUCACUGAGGGAUGCUCUUUCAGGAAGAAGUGAGAGAAUGAUAUUUCUCACGUUAAUCAUCUUUUCACAAAUGUUGCUGUGAGAGAGAAGUCGGAUCUUUUUCAGUUUGCUUUAGUACUCUACUUAUUGUCUUAUUUUGACUGUCUUUCUUUUUUUUUGAUUAUGAGAAGAUUUUGAAACCAUCAUCAAACUACUAGUUCGGUUCCUCUACUUUCGUUUAUUUAUAAAUCAUUUCUCGAAUCGCA
Molecule: messenger RNA, 558 nt
Organism: Raphanus sativus (radish)
Lineage: Eukaryota; Viridiplantae; Streptophyta; Magnoliopsida; Brassicales; Brassicaceae
Product: 40S ribosomal protein S27-2
Exons: 4
Coding region: 92-346 (84 amino acids)
Biological process (GO): translation; ribosomal small subunit assembly
Cellular component (GO): cytosolic small ribosomal subunit; ribosome
Molecular function (GO): RNA binding; structural constituent of ribosome
Source: RefSeq, a predicted model, not a curated record